AGCUCUGGCCCAAGCCUCGCCCGCCCAGGUUUUUCCCAUUUCUGCACCUUGCAGAGCCCAGCUGAUGGCUCAAGCAGAAAUCCCACUGGGCGCCCGCGGUGGCCCGGCUGCGGACCUCGCGCGGUUCGACGGCCUCCUGGCCGAGCUCAGGCGCGAGCACGAGAACGUGGCGCGCCAGCUGCGCGACCACGCGCACGCGGCCGCCCCGGUGCUGCGGGCCGCGGCAGGCCAGGCCGACGAGGCGCUGGGCAGGCCGGCCCCGGGCGUGGCGGCGCACGGCCAGCUGGAGGUCCAGACCGAGCUGCGGGACGCAGGGGAGCCUCCUGGCUCGGUGCCGCCCUGGAGCGAGCCUGCCUGGGGAGGCAACUCCCCGACGAAAGGGGCUUCCGGGGUGGGGGUCGCCAUUCGCGACCCCGCCACUGCAUCGGCCAGUUCAGGACGCGGCCCUGCAUUGUCGGAUGAUUCGACACCUUCGGGCGAUGGCUCGAAAUCCAUGGCCAAGUCCUUCACCAGGUCAUUGAGCAGGUCCUUUGGCAAUCCCCUGGAGAAAGGCCGCCAGACCGUCAAGUCCUUGAUCACCGCGCACGACGAAGUCUUCGAUAACCGACGUCUAAGUCAAGACAGUGCAGAUCACGCGAGGACAAGUAGUUUCUGUUACAUAUUUGUUAACAGCCCGACGUUCGAGCUCUUGUGGUCGACCGUCAUCCUUUUGAACACUCUAACGAUGGCCUUAGAAGCGCAGUAUGAUGGAAUUGACGGUUCUUAUCGCUACGACCUUGGGCGAUCGCCGUCGACCCAACCUGCUAGCAAAGUGUGGCCGGGCGCCGAUACGUUUUUCGUCGUCACAGACACAAUGUUCGGAGCGUUGUUCACUUUGGAGUUGCUCUGGCGGUUGGCCAUUCUUCGGAAGGAGUUGUUCCUGGACACGUGGUCAUGGAUCGACAUUAUCGCUGUUGGCAUGUGGUACAUUGAGCGGCUCUCGGAAAGUAUCUUGCCUCUGGAUCCUAAGUUUAUACGUGUCGCGAGACUUGUGAAGUUGCUGCGCUUCAUCCGAGUCAUCAGGUUCAUCAACGCCUUCGAGAAGUUGUACUUGAUGGUAGCCUCGAUCAAAAGCAGCUUUUCCGCUUUAGCUUGGUCUUCCGCCGUCCUCCUGCUCGUUGAGAUGGUAUUUGCACUCCUGCUCAACAUCUUGAUGGAGGGCUUCUGGGACAACGUCGACAAUCCCUUGGAGGACCGCCAGGCGAUAUACGAGCAUUUUGGAACAUUCAGCAAGUCGCUGCUCUCCAUGUUCGAGAUGCUCUUAGGUAACUGGUACACCAUUACACGCGAGCUCGUCAAAGUCGACGAGUUGUACAUGAUCCUCGGUGUGGGGCACCAGCUGUGUUUCGGUUUUGCCGUGAUCGAGGUGAUGACAGGCGUGUUCCUUCACGAGACGUUCCAGGUGGCGUCGCUGGACGACGGCAUAAUGACGAAUGAGACAAAACGCGCGAUAAAGAACAACACCGAGAAGAUGAAAAUAUUCUUCGAGAACGCGGACGUGAACGGGGAUGGUUACCUCGACAAGGAUGAGCUCGAAGGGGUGUUGAAGCGGCAUAAGGUCCAAGAGUGGCUGACUGGAAUGGGGCUCGACAUCCCUGACGUGGUCACCGCGUUCUCGGUGAUGGACAAGGACGGCGACGGCCAGCUCAGCACUCAGGAGUUCGUGGAGGGGGCCUUGUUUCUCAAGGGCAACGCGAGGAUGAUCGAGCUGGCGGUGAUACGUGGCCUACUGGAGGAGAUAAAGUCUAAGGUCUCAGGGGCGCGGCCGCUGGAGGAGAGGGCGGAGGUCGCCCGGCCGCAGUGACGGCACCCGUCGGCCACGCGUAAGAGUGACCUUUCGCGGGAAUGACCUUCCCCAGACAGUGAAGGAAGAGGAGGAGGGGAGGCGGAGGAGGAGGAGCGGAGGAUUUGGCCUCCCCGCGGUCUCCGGAAGCCGCAGAGGUCCCUCUCGCCCAGGACCAGCCUGGCGCGUGGCCGAGCUCGCCGUGCGGCCAGCUCCCGCCGCCGCCCCGCCUCCGCCUGGCGCCCGUCCGCGCGUGCCGCGCGCACCUCGUGCACGGCCUCGGCAGGCCGUCGCCAGCUGCUCUCCCCCCUCGGCUCCUCUCUCGGGCGCUGCCGAAACCACGACCACUUCUGGUAACAUCCGACUCUCCUCCUCGCAUAUACCCCAGAGAACCUGCAGCGGUGUGCUGACAGCCGUGCCUGCAGGGUGAGCAAUGUUUGUGCGCACUUCAGUUUCGGUUUCGGCCUCAGCUGCAGGUGCGCUGCGAAGCGCCCUCGGGCCUGCCGCUCGCACGCUCGCUUGCACAAGUGCCUCCCUCGCACGCUCGCACGAGUGCCUUACGAGUCGGUUUUUUGUCCGCUCGCACAGGUGCCUCCUCCUAUUCUUCCUCCUCCUCCUCCUCCUCCUCCUCCUCCUCCUCCUCCUCUUCCU
Prorocentrum cordatum is the source of this 2473-nucleotide messenger RNA. Lineage: Eukaryota; Dinophyceae; Prorocentrales; Prorocentraceae. The record is from the annotation of a GenBank genome assembly.